This is a messenger RNA of Camarhynchus parvulus, 4153 nucleotides long. It is a transcript of the gene RIPOR1, whose product is annotated as RHO family interacting cell polarization regulator 1. The record is from RefSeq and is a predicted model, not a curated record. The transcript is spliced from 22 exons. NCBI's taxonomy places the organism in Eukaryota, Metazoa, Chordata, Aves, Passeriformes, Thraupidae. Bases 48 to 3281 code for a protein of 1077 amino acids.
GUGGGCGCUGCCAAGAGCCUGCACGAACUCCCCGCUUGCUCCCGUCCAUGGGAGUGGAACAAAGGGGAUGCACCGAGCCAGGCCCGCUUUCGCCCCGCGCCUCGCCCCCCGCCUCUCCUGGGACAUGGCGGCCCUCCAGGUCACACUCAACGAUGUCACUGUCUGUGCGCCCGCAGCGCCGAGUCCUCGUCACCAAGAUCAAUAGGAGCCAGUCCUUCGCCGGAGUGAACUCAUCGGCCGACCGGCCCUUCAGGAAUCUCUCACCUUUCACCCCCACUGUCUCCCGCAAGACUGGCUCCAGGGUCAGUAGGAUGUUCUCAAUGUCCCACAAAUCCCCACCACCCAAGGUGCCUCAGCCCAACCGCCUGGACGAGGUGUACGAAGCUCUCAAGAAGGGCCUGACAGCCUACCUGGAGGUGCACCAGCUGGAACUGGAGAAGCUCAGCACACAGAUCCGUGAGUCCAAGAGGAAUUCACGCCUGGGCUUUCUCUCCGAUCUGGAUAAGCAAGUGAAGUCAAUUGAGCGCUUCCUGCGUCGCCUGGAGUUUCAUGCCAGCAAGAUAGAUGAGCUGUAUGAGGCUUACUGCAUCCAGCGGCGGCUCCGUGAUGGAGCCCACAACAUGGUCAAGGCUUACAGCACCGGCUCGCCAGGCAGCCGGGAGGCACGCGAGAGCCUGGCCGAGGCCAGCAAGGGUUACAAGGAGUACACAGAGAACAUGUGUUUGUUGGAGAAUGAGCUGGAGAGCCAGCUGGGCGAGUUCCACAUCCGGAUGAAAGGAUUGGCAGGCUUUGCCCGGCUUUGUGCUGGUGACCAGUAUGAGAUCUUCAUGAAGUAUGGACGGCAGCGGUGGAAGCUGCGAGGGCGCAUCGAGGUGAACAGCAAGCAGGUGUGGGACAGCGAGGAAAUGGUUUUCUUGCCCCUCGUCACUGAGUUCCUCUCCAUCAAGGUGACGGAGCUAAAGAGCCUGGCCAACCACGUUGUGGUGGGCAAUGUGUCCUGUGAGACCAAGGACCUCUUUGCAGCUCUGCCCCAGGUAGUGGCUGUGGAUAUCAACGACCUGGGCACCCUCAAACUCAGCCUGGAGGUGACCUGGAACCCCUUCGACAAGGAUGACCAGCCCUCAGCAGCCAGCACUGUCAACAAGGCUUCCACAGUGAACAAGAGGUUCUCCACCUACAACCAGAGUCCGCCUGACACGCCGUCCCUGCGGGAACAGGCAUUCUAUAAUAUGCUGCGGCGCCAAGAGGAGCUGGAGAACGGCACAGCCUGGUCCAUCUCCUCGGAGUCCUCAGAUGACUCCUCCAGCCCCCAGCUGUCCAGCAGUGCCCGCCAUGCCACACACAAGCCCAUCGUGCAGCCUGAGGUGCAGGCCUCUGCCCCUGCCAUCGAGAUCUCCUUCUCCCAGCAACCAGAGGAGGCUGAUGCCGUGCUUGGGGCUAGUGGCAGCAGUGUCCCCUCUGCCGGGACCCAGAUGGAGGAGCAGAGCAGCCGUAAGAAGGACACGGUGGCCAACGGGCAUGUGCCCUACUCCCGGACUCUGAGCCACAUCAGCGAGGCCAGCGUGGAUGCCACAAUGGAGGUCAAGACUGUGGAGAACCCUUGGGAGCCUGCACCCAGCACAGAGGACACAGGGAUGGGCAAGCAAGAUGCACACCCUCUGCCUGGUGCUGCAGUGGCAGCUGCUGUGGCAGGGCAGGACAGGGCCACUGAGGCCAAGCCUCGUGCCUCCGUGGCAUGGGCCACCUCCUGCGAGGAGGAGGCUGGCAGUGCAGAGCCAGUGCAGAGCCAGGCGCCAGCACAGAGUGACUAUGGCACCGGGAUCCCCACAGCACUGGCACAAGCCUCUGCAGAAGAGAGGCCCAUCCCAACCCCACCACUGCCCACCAGCCUCCCUGAGGUGCCACGGGGGAAGAUGGUGGAUUCAGGUCUGGAGGAGGCAAUUGGCCUCCUGGGCUCAGCUCUGGAUGACUAUCGGGGACAGUUCCCGGAGCUGCAGCCCCUCGAACGGGAGCUCAAACGUCUGGAGGAGAUGCUGCUGCAGAAGCAAGGUGUCUUCCUCAGCCGGGCCUCCAGCAUCAGCCUGACAGUGGAGCAUGCACUGGAGAGCUUCAGCUUCCUCAACACCUCUGACAUGGAGGACUCAGAAGGCUCUGAGGAGGAGCCUCUCCAAGAUGAGAGGAGGGCUGGCAGACCCCUGCGCAGCACCAGAGCCCCCAGCGCUGGCGAGAUGGGGGCAGAUGACACCGGAAUGUGCAGUGGUUCUGAGGCCAGCACUGACCCCAUGAGCACCGGCAAUGAGUUCCUGGAUAAGGCUCUGGUGCUUCACCUCAACAACUGCAACCGCCUGCUGCUGAAGCUGGGCACCUUUGGUCCCCUGCGGUGCCAGGAGAUGUAUGCCCUGGACAGGCUGCUGCGGGAGUCCCAGGUGCUGGAGAUCGUGUGCCAGCUGACAGAGGAGCGCGCAGGAGCAGCCACCUCGGCCGCUGAUGUGGUGCAGUUCUCAACACGGAAGGAGGGAGUGCUGCCCCUUUGGGACCUCUGUGUGGAUGUGCCCAAUGUCUACACCUGCCCUGUGGAGCGGUUCCUGCAGGUGCUCAGUGCCCAGUAUGCAGCUCCCAUCAGUGAGCAGCACUCUGGUUUGGCUGAUAUUGUGUGUGUGAAACUGGUGGAGGACAUGCUGAACCGGCGGCUGCCCCGGCGGCCCGGCAGUGCCCAGAGUGAGCAGGUCACCAUCUUCCAGUACUGGAGCCACUUUGAGUCACUUGGUGCCCUGGUGCUUGACACCUACAUGAUGGAGCUGGCAGAGGAAGCCCUGCUGGCACAGAACCUCAACUCGGACGACCAGGACGUGGUGCUGCGUGCCCUGAAGCGCAUGCCCGAGGGCCGCCUGAAGAAGGAGGGACUGAAGGCGCUGAGCCUGCUCCUCGUGGAGGGCAACAGCAAAGUGGUGAGCGCCGUGUCAGCCCAGCUCCGCAGCCUGGCAGAAAACCCCCGCUUCCGCCAACGGGCCCUCGUAUGUUUCCUGGAGCAGCUGGAGGAUGAGGAGGUGCAAACACGUGUGGCAGGGUGUGCGGCGCUGGGCUGCUUGAAGGCCAAGGAGAGCAUCGAGCAGCUCGUUUACCUGUGCCAAACCGACAAAGAGCCUGUGCGGGAGGCAGCCAAGCAGAGCCUGAUGCUGUGUGGGGAAGACGGUAAAUCAGCUCACCGGCGACUGGAGGAGACCCUGGAUAGCCUCCCGCGGAUCUUUGCACCAGCCAGCAUGGCCAGUACAGCUUUCUGAGACCCACGCACACCCGCCUGCCACCCCUGAGGGCAAAGGCACUGCUGGGCCACCCGGGCUUGCACGGACUGGGGACCCGGCAGCUCCGCUCCCGGCAGCACACCACAGUAUUACCCCGCCCGCCUGCCGGCAGCUCGCCAUGGCCGCACACUGCCUUACGGAGCACCGCUUCCCUGUCCCCGGCCACCGGCCCCACAGGUGCCACCUCCACACCACUGGGCAGGGGGCUCGCUACACAUCCCACCCUCUGAUCGCUAUUUAAAGUACCCAGGGAGUCCACCCUUCCUGCCCCCCUCGUCCGCUACAGCUGCCAGGACUGGGAUGGCGGGAGAGGUACCGGAUUGCUCUGCCUCCUCUUGCCUUCCUCUUGCUCGAGGGCACGCGCCCUGUCCCAGAAGGACCUGCACUUUGGAAACCUUGCUGUUUCUUUCCAGGAGCUGCCAGGGCCAUGGGGACUGCUGCCCUCUGCCACCUGGAGUCCCCAGGACUUAAAUAAAAUGAAAUAUAAGAUAUUAAUAUAUUCUGCUGGCGUUUCUUCUUUCCAGCUCCACGUGCUCCUGUCCCUCCCUGGCUUGUGGCUGUAGGAGUGUAGUGAGAUGUGGCCUCAGCCCAGAGCCUUUCCUGGCCUGUUGGAAAGUGCUGUGGAGGGCAGGGGCAGGAGGAACGAUAGAGGGAUGGACAGACGGAUGGACAGAAGCUGCCACCUUUUUUUUUUGUUUGUUUUGUUUUAUUUUAUUUUUUAUUUACAGAUUUUUGCAGAAAAACAAAAGCAAAAAAUUCUUUUCUAUAUUGUCUCUAUAAAUCUAUAUAUAAUGUAAUUACAGAGAAUGACUAAUUUUGAUUUUAAAGCAGAAAUAAAAACCUUUAAAGAG